CGCUUGAUAAGAAAUGCGUUAAUCUUUAUUAAGCUGCCCCUGUGUGUGUGUGUGUUGGUGUGUAUUCCACUUGGCUCGUGUGUGUUUGUGGAGUAUUUACAUGGGAGUUUUUCAAUUUCUGUUGACAAUUUCCGUUGGAAACUUUUCGCUAAAAAGGUGCUAAACAAAUCUGACAAAGUCCAAAAGGAAAAUGUAAUUUAUGCAUUGGGCAGCAGAAACAGGAAAACAAAGAAUACGAGAACGAGAAGAUAAAAGAUAGAAGUAAUAGAAAAAUCAACGCAACACUGCAACAACAACUUGUUGGAUGACUCAAUAUUACAGUGGAAUAAAAAUGCAUUAUUCCAGAGGAAAGCCCUGAAUAUAAAUCGAUGGAGACCUCAUUAUGUCGAGUUUGCCUUGUUAGUUACAAAAAUAUAGUGAAUAUUUUUGAAACCGCACAUGAAUCAGGCAUUUCCAUUGCGUAUAUGAUAUCUCGUUGCACUGACUACAAAGUUGACAGAGAGGAUAAAUUUCCCAAAUCCAUUUGUGUGUCUUGUCUGGAGGAUGUGCAGAACGCAUUCGAGAUUAUCGAAACGUAUGAGAGGAGCCACCAGUUCUACAGCUUCUUCAAGGAUCUACGGGAGGAGGAAUGCGAGGAUGAAGGAUCCCAUUGUUUCGAGGAAGGUCCAAUCAAAGACGAGGAAACAAAUGGAGACAAUUGGACCCGGGAGUUCCCUGACCAAAAAGAAAACUGCGGAUCGUAUCGGUCAUAUUCCCAAUUAAGUAACGAGGGAACGGAAGGUGAUUUAGAAGAGACCAAUUUAAAGGGAUCUGAUGAUUGUGGCGAUGACACAGUCUAUAAGUUUUGUAUUGAUGAUGGUAAAGAUAAAACCAAAGUUAAACUGUCGCUUAACUGUUCCUAUUGUCCAAAGACUUUUCCAACGAAGUCUAAACUUGAAAUACACUUUCGAAGCCACAAAAAAGAAAUGCGGCCAUUCAAGUGUUCCCACUGCACGAAGUGUUUCGCAACUAGGCAAGUACUUACGAAUCAUUUUCUGACUCACACAGGAGAACGCCCCUUUAAGUGUUCCCAAUGCCCGAAGGCUUUUGGAACCAAUGGAAAUCUUAAGAGGCACUUAACAGUGCACACAGGAGAUCGACCGUCGUUCCCGUGUUCCCAUUGCUUGAAGAGUUUUAUAAGUAAGCAAAGGCUCACGAUCCACUUGCGAUCUCACCUAAAGAAAGAAAAUCGGAGCGCAUUACAGUGUUCCUACUGCCUGAAGCCCUUUGUCAAAAACUUCCUUCUUCAGAAGCAUUUGCGAACGCAUACAGGAGAGAGACCAUUUAAAUGUUCUCACUGCUCGAAGACCUUUGGAUUUCAACCAAAUCUUAAGCGGCACCUGCUGAUUCACACUGGAGAGCGACCCUUCGACUGUUCCCACUGCUCCAAAAGGUUUCAAACUAAAGAGCAUCUUAAGCGACACUUUUUAACGCACACAGGAGAACGACCUUUCCAGUGCUCCACCUGUUCAAAGUCGUUUACCCAGAAGAUCUCUCUUAAGAUACACAUGCGAACCCACACGGGAGAACGCCCCUUCAAGUGUUCCCACUGCUCGAAGGACUUUACGCUUUGUACUAGUUUAAAGCGGCACUUGAUAAUACACACAAAGAAGCGGUCCUUCAAGCGUCAAACUGCCUAAGGAUUAUUGCAACUAAGCAUAGCCUUCAUAGUUUCAUUUAAUAAUAAUCUGUUAUAAGCAUAUUAAAUAUUAAUCCAGUUAUUUAAGAUUUACCAUUAAGGAAAAUACUAUUUUUUCUCUGUCACUCUA
This is a messenger RNA of Drosophila rhopaloa, 1808 nucleotides long. Its product is annotated as zinc finger protein 501. The transcript is spliced from 2 exons. The record is from RefSeq and is a predicted model, not a curated record. Gene Ontology annotation, biological process: regulation of transcription by RNA polymerase II. NCBI's taxonomy places the organism in Eukaryota, Metazoa, Arthropoda, Insecta, Diptera, Drosophilidae. Bases 369 to 1679 code for a protein of 436 amino acids. Gene Ontology annotation, cellular component: nucleus. Gene Ontology annotation, molecular function: RNA polymerase II transcription regulatory region sequence-specific DNA binding; zinc ion binding; DNA-binding transcription factor activity, RNA polymerase II-specific.